CCAUGUCUCCUUAGGGCAUCUAUGUUCGCCCAUAUUUUCUUCAAGUUCCUAUCUUAGAUAAACUAAAAAUUUGAUUCAUGGAAAUGUUUGUCACCAUGUAGACAUUAAGCAAAACUUGAUUUUUAAAUGUUUAUUGUUAUUGACUACUUAAUAGUUCCACAGCACUUUUCAAGUAACUAUUUGUAAUGGUUCCUACUUUCCAUUGCUUUUUGUUUUAUUGAGAACCUCUAGGACACAGUUGAAGAUAGAGCAGUGGUAGGAGCAGAAUCCAUUCCACAUUCUAUCCCUUGGUGCACAGUGAACCCAUUGGGACACAGAAGGUAGCAUUUGUUGAACUGGUAAGUGAUGUCAUAUUUUCUGGUGAACCCAAGCAUCUGUAUUCUUCACAGCUUUGGAAAGGAUGCAUUGUUUUCCACAUUUCACAGACGGAGGAGCGGAUGUCAGGAAAAACAUAACUUGUAGAAGAACACAUAGUUUGGAAUGUCUAAACUGCUGUAACAAAAACAUCUUCGUGAUUGCAAAACCCCUUCCUGUCAUCAAAAGUGACCUGAAAGACUCAAGAAGAAAUCCAGCUGUGGCAUCCAUCUCUACUCUUUCCUUCCCUCCCUUGAGUCCUCCUCCUAGGCCCAGGCCGAGGCUGUGCCUUCUAGAUUCUUCUUCAGGGCCGGAAGGGAUUCUGGGCUCACCGGGCGAGCAUCUCGGUGGAGGCCUGGGGCGGGCUCUCUCAUUUUAUGAGGAGUUGUUAGCUCAUGGGGUUUUGGUGCCUCUGACCUCGCCUAUUGAAGGAAUGAUGGUGAAGGAAGGAGAUUGCAACUUUGUGGCACCUCAAGGAAUCUCUUCAAUUAUUAAGCACUACUUGAAAGAAUCAGGUGCAGAAGUCUUCUUCAAACAGCGUGUGACCCAGAUCAACCUGAGAAAUAAUGUGUGGGAAGUCUCCAAAGAGACAGGCUCCCCUGAGCAAUUUGACCUUGUUAUCCUCACCAUGCCAGCUCCUCAGAUUCUGGAACUUCAAGGUGACAUUGUGAACUAUGUUCCCUCUGAUUCAUGAUCCUGCUACCAUGGUGGACUUCCCGGCUUCAGCGUGUGCCAGAGGAAACCCUGCUUCACUAAGCUGCCUUUUUCAGGUCUUUCGCCACAGCAACAAUGAAAGUGACUAGUGUAGUUAGUGUGUACAGAAUGGUGAUUUUAUCUGGCAAAAUGGUCAGAUAUUGGCAAUUUCACUUGAGCCAACAAAAGUGCUGUAUAUAAAUAAAGGAGCUGAAAUAAAGCAAUGAGCAAGGACAGUCAUU
Cricetulus griseus (Chinese hamster) is the source of this 1289-nucleotide messenger RNA. The record is from RefSeq and is a predicted model, not a curated record. NCBI's taxonomy places the organism in Eukaryota, Metazoa, Chordata, Mammalia, Rodentia, Cricetidae.